Pleurotus ostreatus (oyster mushroom) is the source of this 2028-nucleotide messenger RNA. RefSeq lists its product as uncharacterized. The transcript is spliced from 4 exons. The record is from RefSeq and is a predicted model, not a curated record. The coding region runs from base 1 to 2028 and encodes 675 amino acids. Lineage: Eukaryota; Fungi; Basidiomycota; Agaricomycetes; Agaricales; Pleurotaceae.
AUGGCGGGGGCCAACUACAUGGGUGGUAAAAGGAACGCCGUCAAGGCUCGUUCUAAAAAUCCCGUUCUUCGAGCACAGAAGGACUUCUUUGGACGGCAACGUUUGGGACUGGGAUCUCUGCCAAAGGCCAUGCUUUCAACAGCCGUUGGAACAGCACAGGGUACUGGAACAGCGCCUUCAGAAAUAGAUCUGCACCAUGCUAAACGAAGACGGCGGAACUCCGCUUGUUCAGAAGAGGACUAUGGAUUUGUUCCAGGACCAACACCAGUGAAGCCGCCUGUCUCACGUCUUAUACUAGAGGCUAGUGGAAGUAGCAACAAACGGUCCAAAGUGCUUGAUGCUCUAGAUGAAACCGAUCCAAUGUUCAUUAGGGCUGCGUUGGACAGAGUACUCAAAAUGCCAGACUUGGCUGGACUCCUACCACGGGUACCCAUACAAAUGUCUGCAAGCGGCGCGAAGAGAAGGCGAACGGACUUGGAUGUUGGAAGUCGAGACAAUAACAAACGACAGCAUCUGCUCUACCCUCCAGCUGACAGACAUUCGCGUUCCCCAGAAGGACAAGUUCUCCGCAAAACACACCAUGAACAUGACGUUAGUUCUCCGCGUUGUUUGCGACCACCAUUACCCAAUCAACACCGGGUUGACACCCAAUCGGGCUCUUCUCUCCCAGACUCAUCCAUCCCCUCGUCGGACCUUGCGUUGACCUCCAGCCCCUCGUCACUUGGUCUCCGUCAGCCUGGCUCGCCAGAGUUUAGGACAAGAUCGUACGAUGUCCGCAAGGAUGCGAUCUCCGUUGAAAAUCUGCUCUAUCAAGAUGAUCCAUGGCAGGCUCUGGACAUAUUGCUCGAUUUCAAGCCGUCUUCAUUUCCUCGCAGAAGCACUAGCUAUGAGGAUCCUGUGGCUUCUCGCCUCAGCUUGAACUCUCUUCACGAACAUACCAGCAAUACGCGGACUGGCGCCACUAUUCCGAAUGAUGAACGGCAUAAUAUGUCUAAGUCAGGCGAGAGUUCUCGACACUACCUCUCUUCCGACUCUCCACCGCGGCAAGAAUCUUCUACUUCGUUGAUAUCCCUCAACGUUUUUGCGAGCGAUCGAGCAUCCAAUAUGUCUAGUUCGUCUAAGCGAAGCCACCGACCAGUACGAUUCUUCGUAGACUCCAUCAAGCCUCCUCAUUCUGACGGUCAAGCUGGUUAUAUCUCGGGCUCUGAAAUCCUUGAGGUCUCUUCCCACCAUGGAGAUAGCAAUUCUCCUCUCUCGUCGCCAUUGCAUCACAUAUCCUCUGCUUCUUGGAAUCUUUCUCCCAACUUCGCUUUACGCCAUGCCUCCCCCCAGUCGAACAAGAACGAAUUCGAUGCAACUGAUUCCUCUUCCCACGACUCUUUGCUUGAAACUGCCUUCCAUAGCCCUGCUGUAUGCCCUAAUCGAAUCUAUGCUGGCGACAGCCCCUUGCAACAUGUCCUCUCAGUUAUCGAUGCUGCCUCUCCUCUGCCUCUCAGUGAAGACAUUGGCCAAUACUCUACGCGUUUGGCCCUCGAUGGUGCUUACUCCCCAUUGCAACUUCAGUCUCUGAAUAAAGCAAACCCCUCAUCGCCCGUCGGAGACCACCGUGAACACAUAUUCUUCGAUGUCCCUGCUGGCCCUGACUUGGAUGGAGAAGCGAUAACCGACAUACCUGGAGUAGAUCCAUACAACGAAGACUCUAAUCCUCCCAUCCAUGCUAAACAAACUGCUAUAACCAGCCGCUCUGCCCGCCAAUCACGCAUCAAUCCAUCUGACAACGUAGAAUGCUCAGUUGACUCCGAUGAUGAACUCGAUUUCCCAGAUGAAGUUGACAAUGAGACGGUCGAUCAACCGUACCUCUCUCACAAUGCUGCUUCCGUUGCACAGAUCAAAACUUCAACUGCUAUGACCAACCGUAACUUGUCUGAUCCACGUUCUCCCCUCGAUGCAUUACUGCUAUUGCGAAAGGACGAAGGUGUUUACAUAGGACCUUGCUUAUUCUCGGACGAGGGUGAGGAAUCUGACUGA